UCCAGUCAAGUGAGCACAACACUCAGUAGAAUGAAUUUGGAGUAGUUUGUAGACUAGGCUUAACGACGAUGCAUUACUUCUGCUCUUCUUCCUUCGCCCUUUAGCUAAGAUUUUCCGAUUUCUUCUUGGAGCAGAAAUCUAGGUUUCUGAGAUUUCUGAUUAAUCCAAUUCAUCAUUUUUUUAUGCAGUAAAUAAUCAACCUUUUGGCUUCGGUCUUUCUUUUUCCCAUCUUAAUUUCUGUAAGAAGGCAUCAAUCCAUCUAAUCCUUGCCGAAAACGCAGUUUCUCCCAUGGCGAACGUCUCUGUCGCCGCGGAGUGGCAGCUCCUGUACAACCGGUAUUAUCGGAAGCCUGAAAUCUACCCUAUGAGAUGGAAGCACAUCGACCUUAGUCGCAACAAAGUUGCUUGUGCCCCUUUCGGCGGUCCCGUCGCCGUGAUCCGUGAUGACUCCAAGAUCGUCCAGCUCUAUGCUGAGUCCGCUCUUCGCAAGCUUCGAAUUUUCAACUCCGCUGGCGUUCAGUUAUCGGAAACCGUGUGGAAGAACCCCGGCGGCCGCCUUAUUGGCAUGGCUUGGACUGAUGAUCAAAUCCUUGUCUGCGUCGUGCAGGAUGGCACAAUUUAUCGGUAUAAUAUUCAUGCCGAGCUUUUGGAACCGAACAUUUCGCUGGGCAAGGAGUGUUUCGAGCAGAAUGUGGUAGAAUGUGUGUUUUGGGGCAACGGGAUGGUGUGUAUUACUGAGGCGAAUCAAUUGUUCUGUAUUGCAGACUUCAAAAACCCAAAAGCCACUAAGCUUGCAGACCCCGCAAUUCCGGAGUUGCCACAUUGUAUGGCAGUGAUCGAGCCUCAGUACACAAUGUCUGGAAACGUGGAGGUACUACUUGGAGUGGAUGAUGCUGUUGUUUUGUCUGUGGAGGAAGAUGCAGUGCAGCAAUUAGGAGUCGAGGUGUUGCGGGGCCCCUUGCAGAAGAUGGUAGUGUCACGUGAUGGGAAGUGGCUGGCUUCGUUUACUCAUGACGGCCGACUUUUGGUCACUACUUCGGACCUGACUGGCGUUAUCAUCGAGAGGGAAUGUGAGUCGGCGCUUCCUCCAGGGCAGCUUGCUUGGUGUGGAAUGGACGCUGUGCUGCUUUACUGGGAUGACAUACUUUUAAUGAUGGGUCCUGAUGGAGAUCCGGUUCGCUACUUUUAUGAUGAACCUAUAAUUCUCAUACCUGAGUGUGAUGGAGUGAGGAUAUUGUCUAACACUAGUAUGGAGUUUCUUCAGCGGGUCCCUGAUUCCACUGUUUCAAUAUUUACGAUUGGAAGCACAUCACCUGCAGCUUUACUAUAUGAUGCCCUGGAUCAUUUUGACAGGCGAAGUGCUAAGGCAGAUGAAAAUUUGAGAUUGAUAAGAUCGUCCCUUCCUGAGGCUGUCGAAGCAUGUGUUGAUGCUGCUGGUCAUGAGUUUGAUGUUUUGCGGCAGCGGACUCUCUUAAGAGCAGCCAGUUAUGGCCAAGCUUUCUGCAGCAAUUUUCAACGUGAUCGUAUUCCAGAGAUGUGUAAAAUUCUACGAGUCUUGAAUGCAGUUCGCAGCCCAGAGAUUGGCAUUCCUCUCAGUAUUCAACAGUAUAAGUUGCUCACGCCAUCUGUCCUGAUUGGGCGCUUGAUUAAUGCUUAUCAACAUCUGCUUGCUUUGCGGAUAUCAGAAUAUCUUGGAAUGAAUCAAGAAGUGGUGAUAAUGCACUGGGCAUGUUCAAAGAUAACAUCAUCAUUGACUAUUCCUGACGCCACACUUCUUGAAAUUCUGCUUGAUAAGUUAAAAAUGUGCAAAGGCAUAUCCUAUGCUGCAGUGGCUGCCCAUGCAGACAAGAAUGGCCGCCGAAAAUUAGCAGCCAUGCUUGUUGAACAUGAACCACGCUCUUCUAAACAGGUUCCUCUCUUGUUAAGCAUAGGAGAAGAAGAUACAGCCUUGACAAAGGCAACUGACAGUGGCGACACAGACCUUGUUUAUCUUGUCCUCUUCCACAUAUGGCAAAAGAGGCAACCUUUGGAAUUCUUUGGAACAAUACAAGCCAGACCAUUAGCACGUGACUUGUUUAUAACUUAUGCACAGUACUAUAAACAUGAAUUUCUGAAGGACUUCUACUUAUCGACAGGACAACUUCAAGAUGUGGCUUUUCUGCUGUGGAAAGAAUCAUGGGAGCUAGAGAAAAACCCCAUGGCAAGCAAAGGGUCUCCACUUCAUGGCCCUCGUAUAAAACUUAUUGACAAGGCACAGAAUCUCUUUGCAGAAACAAAGGAACAUGUUUUUGAAUCAAAGGCAGCUGAAGAGCAUGCAAAACUGUUAAGAAUACAGCAUGAAUUAGAAGUGAGCACAAAGCAAGCCAUUUUUGUAGAUUCAAGUAUAAGUGAUACAAUCCGUACGUGUAUUGUAUUGGGAAAUCACCGAGCCGCAAUGAAAGUGAAAACAGAAUUUAAGGUGUCUGAAAAGAGAUGGUAUUGGCUGAAAGUCUUUGCUUUAGCUACCAUCAAAGAUUGGGCUGCACUGGAAAAAUUUUCAAAGGAGAAGAAACCACCAAUUGGUUACAGGCCAUUUGUGGAGGCAUGCAUUGAAGCAGAUGAAAAGGCAGAAGCUUUGAAAUAUAUCCCAAAACUUGCAGAUCCUCGAGAAAGAGCUGAGUUUUGCUUAAUCCUUUCUGCAAUCUUGGACAGUCAUAUGCACGAAUUGGCAUGGCAAAGGAAGCCGCGGACGCUGCUUCUCAGGCUAAAGAUGGUGAAUUACUCGGUCGUUUGAAAUUGACUUUUUCACAAAAUGCGGCAGCGUCAUCAAUCUUUGAUACUCUCCGAGAUCGGUUGUCUUUUCAAGGCGCCUCAUAAUUUUCUUUUCUCAGGUUUUUCUGUUCCAGCCUUCGGUUUGAGUCUCAGUGUGUGUAUAUUCCCUUUGAAAAUGAAAUCAUCUGACAGUAGUGAGAGGCAGAUGAGGUGAGAUGCUCUAUAUUUUCUUAUCCUCUUGAUGUUCCAAGAAUCCAUUCUGUAAUUUUUUUUCCCUGCUUCGUUUACCGGCAGCCUAACAAUCAAUGCAUUUUGUGAAUGAGAAGUGAUAACAGUUGAGUUUGGUUAUUGUAAAUUAUCAAUUUGUGUUAAGUUUUUGGAGAUUUGUCUGUCAAAUA
This is a messenger RNA of Neltuma alba, 3149 nucleotides long. Its product is annotated as protein VACUOLELESS1-like. The coding region runs from base 290 to 2773 and encodes 827 amino acids. The record is from RefSeq and is a predicted model, not a curated record. Gene Ontology annotation, cellular component: endosome; lysosomal membrane; HOPS complex. NCBI's taxonomy places the organism in Eukaryota, Viridiplantae, Streptophyta, Magnoliopsida, Fabales, Fabaceae. The transcript is spliced from 15 exons. Gene Ontology annotation, biological process: endosomal transport; vacuole fusion, non-autophagic; intracellular protein transport. Gene Ontology annotation, molecular function: actin binding.